This is a messenger RNA of Acanthaster planci (crown-of-thorns starfish), 4147 nucleotides long. It is a transcript of the gene plaa, whose product is annotated as phospholipase A2 activating protein. Gene Ontology annotation, cellular component: cytoplasm; nucleus. Gene Ontology annotation, molecular function: ubiquitin binding. NCBI's taxonomy places the organism in Eukaryota, Metazoa, Echinodermata, Asteroidea, Valvatida, Acanthasteridae. Gene Ontology annotation, biological process: ubiquitin recycling; proteasome-mediated ubiquitin-dependent protein catabolic process. The record is from RefSeq and is a predicted model, not a curated record.
CAGACGAGGUUAAUAGUGAAGAAAAUGGCAGCCACCAUGACGGACGAAAUUUUUAAGUUUUCGUGUAAUCUCGAGGGCCAUGAAAUGGAUGUCAGGGCCGUUGCUGCCGCAUACUCUCCAAAUGGAUCAAUUAUAACAGCAUCUAGGGACCGAACUGCUCGGAUUUGGGCUCCCACAGGAAGUGGAUAUGAAGAAAAGCACUGCAUGAGAGGGCAUGAGAACUUCAUUGCAGCUGUCUGUGUCCUGCCUCCCAAUGACAAGUACCCUAAUGGCCUGAUAGCCACUGGGGGGAAUGACCAUAAGAUCAACAUGUACAAGCCAGAUAGUCAAGUACCGGAGUAUACCUUGAGUGGCCAUGCAAAUACAGUUUGCACCCUGGCAGCGGGCAAGUUUGGCACCCUACUGAGUGGCUCAUGGGACACAACGGCCAAGGUAUGGCUCAACCAGCGCAAUGUCAUGACCCUGAAAGGUCACGAGGCAGCCAUCUGGGCUGUUGCCCUCAUGCCCACCCAGGGCCUGAUGUUGACUGGCUCGGCGGACAAGACCAUCAAGAUGUGGCGUGCUGGGAAGUGCGAGCAGACCUUUGUCGGUCACAGUGACUGCGUGCGAGCCCUCGCCAUCGUCUCAGAGGUGGAGUUUCUCUCAGCGGCCAACGACAGUAGCAUCCGGCGCUGGCUGACCACCGGUGACUGCACCCAGCAGCUGCAGGCACACACCAGCUUCAUCUACAGCAUCGCGUUGCUGCCUAAUGGCGCCGACUUUGUCACGUCCGGGGAGGACCGAACCGUCCGAGUCUGGCGGCAAGGGGUGUGUUGCCAAACCAUCACACUUCCUGCCCAGUCAGUGUGGUGCGUGGCCGCACUGCCCAAUGGAGACAUUGUUGCAGGAUCCAGCGAUGGUGUCGCACGGGUGUUCAGUACAAAUCCAGACAGAAUCGCCAGCGCAGAGGCUCAGGACCUUUACAAUAGGCAAGUGGCUGCUUUCUCCAUGCCGGCCAAGGCCCAGGCCUUUGGCGGGAUCAAGAUGGAGGAUUUGCCGGGGAAGGAGGACCUUGCCAAACCAGGCACAAAGGAUGGCCAAACAAAACUCAUACGCGUAGGCGACACCGUGGAGGCGUACUCGUGGAGUGUAGCGGAUGCCAACUGGAACAAGAUCGGUGAUGUGGUGGGCACAGAAGGUGACGACACCCAACCCAGUAGCAGCAAGGUCAUGUACGAAGGCAAGGAAUACGACUACGUUUUCAAUGUGGACUUGGAGGAGGGCAAACCAGCCUUGAAGCUCCCCUACAACAUCACAGAGGACCCCUGGCUGACCGCUCAGCGCUUCAUCCACACCCACGACCUGAGCCAACAGUUCCUGGAGGAGAUUGCCAACUUCAUCAUCAAAAACACCAAGGGUGUGACUCUGGGCGUAGCCGCCCCACCCUCUGCCGGUGACCCCUUCACAGGUGGUUCCCGCUACAUCCCUGGUUCCCAGCCUCCUCCUGGCAUCCCAAGAGCAGGCGGUGACCCUACAUCUCCAAGGACAGGGUCAGAUCCGUUCACAGGUGCUGGACGUUAUAUCCCAACCUAUGGUACCUCGAGUCAACCGAGCCAAAUUCCUUCUGCGGCACCUCAAGCAAAACAGCCCAACCCUUACUUUCCAAAGACAAGCUUUGUGACCUUUGACACUGCCAAUGCACAGGCCAUAUUAGGAAAACUGAAGGAUUUCAACACGGCAUUGGAUGAGUCGUGUCAGUUGGAUGAUGCAUCCCUCGGUCAUCUGGAACAACUUCUACUGAAUGUGGGUAAUUCUGGUAGUCCUACGGCCGACCAACUCAGUGCCCUGUGGAGAGCACUCCAUUUGCCAGUUGACAAGGUUUUCCCUGCUAUUGACAUCCUUCGGUUGGUAAUCAGACACCCCUCAGUUAAUCAGCACUUCUGCAAUCAGACAGACGGUCCCCAGUUCAUUUCCCACAUCCUGCAGCUAGCAUCGGAGACCUCAACCCCGGCCAACCGCAUGCUGGUCAUGAGGACGUUCAGCAACGCCUUCAGCCAUCCGCACGGCACCCAGCUGCUGGCCGCCAACCGCGAGGCAGUCGUCAGCGCAGCCCUGCAGUGCCAGGGGUUGGCCAAUAAAAACCUGCACGUUGCCGCCACGACGGUGCUGCUGAACUUUGCGGUGGCCCUGCAGGGUGGCGGCGACAUCGAGGCCCGGUCUCACUGCCUGUCGGCUGCUUCCACCAUCCUGGACUCCGAAAGUGACCCAGAGGCACUCUUCCGGCUUCUGGUUGCCAUAGGAACUCUCAUGAGCGUGGACGAUAAUGCGCUGGCCAUUGCCAAGUCGUUGGACAUUCUUCCAACUAUCAGGAAACAUUGUGCUGUGAAGGACCCUGCCAAAGUUGGAGAUUGUGCACAAAAAGUAGUUCAGAUGUUACUAUGAAUGGAACCCUUAAGGUCAAAUUCAUCAAUUGUCUCCUUUGGAGGUGUUAGUACGUUUAGGUUUUUAUAAGUUGUGUCUCUAACCCCAAAACCCCACUGUUUUCCCAUUUUGCUACAAGCAAAAUGAAACUUUUGAAGUCAUUGCCAAUGCAAUUUUUAUUGUGGACCAUGCAAAUGUAACUUCGGCCUGUACUUGACAAAGCAGUCAGACUCAUUUCAUGUAGAGAAUCACUUUUAAGUGAUCUGCCUUUUAGUGGCAGUGUUGCGAAUUUUGUUGAUCUAAAUUUGACUCAAGACUUGUUGGCCGGCAUCUUCUUAUUACCAAGUCCUCCAGCAUUUUUGUUGGUACCCUCCUCAAUUCUCCAAAAUCCUGCCCCAUGCAGGUUACCAAUUACUUUAUCUUUGUACUUUGACUUUCAAGGGGCAUCCAAUGCCAUGCAAAGUAACAGUGGCUGGGCUCUACCUUCCUCAAUCCUACAAAAUCCUCCAAAACUGCCUAAUGGAUUUUGAAGGAUCUCAGAGGGUUAGAUUUUGUUUUAUUGCACAUUCAUGCAUGUCUACUGUAAACUCAAUACAACUCGUUAUCUCUACUCAUGAAGAUGUACACUGUAUCACUUGCACAUUUUGAGAGCAUUGCCGCCAAAAUCUUGAAGUCCUUCCCUUAUGAACUAGAACUAUUGAAGAUAAAUUUAAUACCAGCUCUCAGAUUGCAAUGAACUUGUUGGCGAAAAUAGUUACAAUUAUGAAAAUUUAUCAGGUGCACAUAUUUGCCUCGCAAGGUGCUGAAGUCACUUCUUAAAUGUAGAAAACAUUUCAAACAGUCAACACAAAAGGGAGGAAAUGUAAAAUCCUAGUUAUAAAUUGAAAUUGUCUUUGACACAAAAUUCUGUUAUUUGCCAGGGGAAGCUCAGUUUUUGUUUUGAUACACAACCGAUAUUCCAUGUCUCAAGUCGUGCCCAUGUGUCACCUGUGAGAGCCACCCAAGGUCAAGGUCAAGUUAUUUUUAGAAAUAAUUAAAGUCAGAUGCCGAGCAGUGUCUACAAUGCUGUUGUUAGAUCAUAAUGUCAGGGAUGCGACCACUGGUUGAGUUACAACUCCAGUCAUUUGCUCUACACAAAGUCAUAUGGAUACAGUAAUGACAGAUGCAAAGGAUCAGACUGGAGACCUGUCCUCAUACAUGUAUACGGAGACAGAUCACAACCUCAAAGCGUCUGAAUUUGAUGGUUUAUAUUGCAACUGAGGUGAUCCUAGGUCAGAGGUCAAAAGAAUGACACUGUUUCUGUUCUCUGACCCUACAUUUUGCUAAGAGCAAAAUCUGAAACUUAAGCCAGGAAUGUGUGUUGAGGAGAUAGCAUUUAUUGUUGGUACAUCUAAUUUUAACCUCCAUAAAAGUUCGGGAAAGUUCUGUGAAGAGCAGAGCAAUAGACAUUCACAGGGGACCCAAUUUCAGUUAGAUUCCCAAAUGUGGUGUAUUCACUUGAACGUGUUAAAUUUAAAGAACCAGACUCUAUGCUACGAUUUCAUUUCGACCCCCCAAAUCAUCUGGUACCAUCCCAUUAAAGGUUCCAAAUGUAUACAAUACGUUCAGGAAUACGACUGAAAUUGGGUACUUCACAAAUACGGUCUAUUCAAUUUCUGCAAGCUUAAUAAAUGAUUCCAUGUGUUUAUACAUGUACUUUAUUUGAUUACAUUGACAAUGUUAAGUAAACUAUGCUCGUUGCACUAUA